Closterium sp. Yama58-4 is the source of this 2961-nucleotide messenger RNA. NCBI's taxonomy places the organism in Eukaryota, Viridiplantae, Streptophyta, Zygnematophyceae, Desmidiales, Closteriaceae. The record is from the annotation of a GenBank genome assembly.
AUGCGUCACGUUCAAGCUACAGCCGUCGCUCCGCAUCUCUCGCUAAGAGCUCUUACUUCGCUGCAUCCCGUCCCGGCCUUACCGAGCGGCAUCGCGCACUCGCUUGAAACUGGAAUCGCUGCCACGUUGCUCGAACCGCAUAUCGUGUCGCCAUCCCACGCCGUACAAUCGCGCCUCGCUCAGCCGCAGCCGUGGCGCCGUGACGAGCCACCGCGCUGCCCGCCCCGCCAUCCCUUGCCUCCUCCUCUUGCCGCCUCGCCCCUCGUAGGCAGUUCGAGUGGACGGCUGCGAUCGGUGGGUGCGGGCGAGAGCCAUGUGAUCGCGCGUAGUCGCACGAGGAGCUUCGCCCGCAGCAGUGCCGGUGGCAGUGACGAACGGAGUGGCGGACAGAACAGCGAGGCGCGAUUAGAAGGCGAAAGCUGGGGUGGUAACCACACGGAGCGAGGUGGCAAGGCGAAGGCGCAUGCGAUGGAGGAGUACCUGCGGCGGUUCGUGGACUACGAGCAGCAAGGCGUGCCCAACGGUGCUGCUGCCGCCGCUGACGCCGCGGUCAAGGCGGGUGCAGGCCUGGCGGAGGGCGGUGCGCGUGCGGGCGAGCAGGGGAGGGCAGGCGAGGAGCGGUUCGACCUGCAGCGCAUGCAGCGGCUGAUGGGCGCCCUGGGGUCGCCCGUGUCGCAGUACAAGGUGAUGGUGAUGGCGAUGGCGCGCAGGGGGGGAGGCAGCACGGGCGAUGCAGGGGACGGAGGGUACAUUGUCCUCACAGCACACAUUGCGCAUCUCAACCGCAUUGUGUUUGCGCACAUUGACACAGCACAGCACGGAGCGCCUUGGUGCGAUUGUGCUGCUCUUGCAACGUUGUGCUCAUGUGCGGUGGUGCAUGUGGCGGGCACCAAGGGCAAGGGCUCCACCGUGCAUUUCAUUGCCAGCAUUCUGCGUGCGGCAGGCCUCGCUGUGGGCACGUACACCAGUCCGCACGUGGAGCGGCUGAACGAGCGCAUCGUGGGCCCCACGGGGCAGCCGGCCAGCGAUGCGCAGCUGGCGGCACUGGUGGCUCGCCAUGGCAGCACAGUGGACGCCGUGUGGCACGACGAGAAGCGGCGGGGGGGCGUGCUCUCACACUUUGAGUUCCUCACCCAUGACUGUCCCUUUCCACUCUACCCUCCUUUGCCACUCACCGCUCAAGUCGCACACACCUGUAACGCGCUGUGCGUGCGGCCUGUGCGUGUGCGGUGGCAGGUGCUGACGGCGCUGGCGUUCACGUUCUUCGCGCAGCAGAGGGUGCAAGUGGCCGUCGUGGAGGUGGGGCUGGGCGGGGUGUGUGAUGCCACGAACGUGAUCCCAGCGGGCAGCCUGGCAGCGGCGGUCAUCACGGCCAUUGGCAUGGACCACGUGGGCGCGCUGGGAGGGUCGCUGCACAGCAUUGUGCGCUCCAAGGCCGGCAUCAUGCACGCUGCCACCCCGGUGGUGAUCGCCCCCCAGCCUCACCCCUCGGUCCUCCCACAGCUGCUCUCACUCGCCCACCGCCUGCACUGCCCCACCGUGCUUGUCGCUGCGCCUCACAGCAGCGACAGCAGCGCCAGCAGCGCCAGCAGCAGGCAUGGCAGCACAGUGUUGCGUGGUGCCGCCAGUAGCAGCACGUCGGCUGAGCUGCCCCCUCCUUGUGGUGGGCAGGGCAGGGCGGGCGAGUGGCGUGAGAGCAGUGGGGGGGCGCAGGGGGCACUUGGCCCUGCCCACGCGGAGGGGAUGGCGGCACAGGGGGGACAGUGGGGGGACAGCAGUGGGGCAUGGCUGGCACAGGGAGGGGUGCAGGCAGGCGUGGAGUGGCGGGAGAGAGGUGUGGCCACGGUUGGCGACAGCACAGAGGAGGAGCAGGAGGGUGGUGGGUGGCGCAUUGUGUCGGUGGUUGACUUUGCCGUGCACAUGCCAGUGCUCUCCGCCCAGCCCCACGCCUGCAAGGCCGCCAACGCCGCCACGGCGGUGGGCGUGGCGGUGGUGGUGCGGCACACCCUGGGCGCCAUGGGCAGCGCCAUCACACCCACCGCUGUGCGCCAUGGGCUGCUGUGCGCCCCGCUGCCAGGCCGCUUCCACGUGCUGCGUGCGGCGCAAGUGCGCGCUCUCAGGCGCACUGUGCUGGGGCGCACAGCAGGUGGAUUGGGGGGUGGCGGAGAGGGGAAGGAGGAAGAGGAAGGGCGAGGAGGGGAAAGAGAGUGUGGCGGAGGGCGAGGGAGUGAGGAGAGGGAGGCGGAGGUGGUUGUGGUUCUCGAUGGAGCGCACACGGGUGACUCUGCCGCAGCACUGGCCAGCACGCUGCUUCAAGUCUUUGGCGCGCCUGCCACUAUGCCUGCUCCUUCUGCCAGCAACCCAGUGCUCUCUGCUGCUGGGGAGGCCAGCGCCGGAGAGGAUGGGCACGCAGGAGUUGACCAUGGCGGGGGUUGCGAGGGCAGGGUGAAUGGUGGUGGCAUGGAAGAGAGCAGUGCGGCUGGGGGUGUGCAGUAUGUGUUUGUGAUUGCCAUGGCAGCCGACAAGCAACACCACGACUUCUGCUCUGCACUCUUCUCAGCCAUCCCGCCAGCAGCAGUGCUGUGCACGGCAGUGCCCAUCGCGGCGGCAUCGCAGCGGGCCAUGGCCCCCGCCGCACUGCGCUCCAUUGCACAGUCCCACCUGCCAUCCGCGCCCCUUCUUCCUGGGGACCCUGCACUGCCACGCCUUGCUGCGCUGCCUGACCUGCGCUCUGCACUCGCAGCCGCCCUUGCCUGUUCCACCACGCCACGGCAGCUUCCCCGCCACGGCAGCUCGCCCGGGAGGGAACGAGAUCGAGAACGCAACACAUACGAGGCUUGGGGUGUUAGUGGGCAAAAAGGAAAGCUUUCUGUGGGUAGACGGACGAGGGAGAGAGUGGUGUUGUGCGUGACAGGGUCGUUGCAUGCAGUGGGUGCUACGUUGGGCCUACUACACACUUGA